Anguilla rostrata (American eel) is the source of this 2574-nucleotide messenger RNA. It is a transcript of the gene matcap2, whose product is annotated as microtubule associated tyrosine carboxypeptidase 2. The transcript is spliced from 7 exons. The record is from RefSeq and is a predicted model, not a curated record. Bases 415 to 1947 code for a protein of 510 amino acids. Lineage: Eukaryota; Metazoa; Chordata; Actinopteri; Anguilliformes; Anguillidae.
AAGCGCCAUGGCAACUGGAGGAGCUCAAACGCCUUGUGUGUUCUGAUCGUGGGAGACUGUUCACCGAGUCCACAAUCAAGUCAGCCUCUUGUAGCUAGUCAGUAGGCUGAUUUCCUUGAUAAUUUCCUCAAGAAAAUAUUUUCGAUAGGCAUUCUUUAAUUGUAGAAUUAGAUCAUCAUUAAAUAUCAUUUAGUUAUAACUACCACAAUUACUUGAGCUAACUUAGCUAGCUAACCAUAUCACCGAAGGUGGGCACAAUAUCAGAUAGAAAGCUAUCUAGCCAACUCAGUUCUUCGGCUUACUAGCUAGUUACAGCUGUAUCCAAGCUUAGACUAGUGAGGUAGCUGAGGUUAAGGAACUAAGAAGGGUGUUCAAAAGAAGGCUGUGCUCUGUCUUUCUGAACAGAUCCAAGGAAUGCUCGAAUCAAUUAAAGUAACCGAGAGGCUCCACUGGCCAGAACUGGAGCUGUCAAAGAAGUACCUUCUGAGUCCCACAGAUAGGCCUGUCAGCCUUAGCCAAAUUAGCUUACAGAAGCUCUCAUCCAGUGUGCUAAAGGAUAUCUUUACCACCGGCACCAGCAGCUACAAUGUGCUGCUGCAGACUGCAGAGGAGAGGAAGAGCCCUAAACACUCUCCCUACAAGAAGCCCCGCACGCCUGGGCGAUGCUCCUCCUCCGCACACGGGAAGGACCGCGGUCAGCAGGCUCUCGGCCCGGCACCCCUGGCGGGGCCCGAGCGGUGCGGGAGCCCCAAACCGUCGACCCGCGCAUCGGGGGUCCCCCGGCCAGGCCACGCCAUCAAGGUGACCGGCAGCACCAUAGGCCUGGCGCCGCGCCCGCGAGUCCCCGCCAGGAAGCUGAGCUCCUCCUGCGGCGUCCCCCGCACAAGGCUGCCCCUGCUGGCCGCGGGCAGCGCCGCGCGCGACGGGGAGAACUCCGCCAGGAAGCUGUGCAUCCUCUCCGCCAUCAAGCCCACCAACGUGGACAAGGAGAAGGCCAAGUUCUUCAAGUCCGACUUCACAUACAACCCGCAGUUCGAGUACAGCAACCCGGUGUCCCCGCUUGUGCUGGCUCGGCACAACAACGCCUCUGACAAGUUCCUCACGCAGGCUGUGCGCAUCCUGGAGCUGGCUGUGCAGAAGUACGGAAACUAUGAGAAGUUUGAGCAGGCCACAGGAGGAAGCCUGCUCACCAAGAGCCGCAUCGGGUACCAUGUAAAGAAGUACAUGGAAAAAGAGGGCUGUAUGGGGGAGAUUGUGGUCCACCUGACUGAUGACCUUCUCUCUAGAGCUUCAAUGACCGUGGUGAACGGUCGCCCCACACUGACCAUCAACAUCUCCACAGCCCGGGAGCACUGGCUGGAGGGUAUGCUGAGGCACGAGAUAGGCACCCACUACUUCCGGGGCAUCAACAACAGCCAGCAGCCGUGGAGCAGCGGCGCGGGGCGGAAGAGGCUGGGCCUGAGGCCCCUGAACCCCACCGAGGAGGGCCUGGCCAGCAUCCACAGCGUGCUCUUCCGCAGGGACCCCACGCUGUGGCGCGCCGCCCUGCUCUACUACACCGUGCACCAGGCCGGGCGCCUGUCCUUCUGCCAGCUCUUCCAGAGCCUGGGCCGCUUCGUCCGGGACCCCAACACCCGCUGGGACUACUGCGUCCGCGCCAAGAGGGGGCAGAUCGACACCGGCCAGCCAGGCUGCUUCAGUAAGGAUCAGGUUUACCUGGACGGCGUCCUGAAGAUCCUGAGGCACAGACACAAUAUUGACUUCCUGCUCUUAACUGCGCUGGGGAAGGUCUCUUAUGAGGAUGUGGACAGGCUGGUGGGUCUAGCAACCAUGGAGCACGUGCGGAUCCCCCACUUCCUCCAGGACCAGGCACGCUACAGAGAGCAGCUUGACAAGAUCAUGGAGGUCAACCAGCUGACGGAUGAGGAACUGCAGGCGCUCAUAUGAGCAUGCUCAGAAAGCACCCAAAUGUCCUACAGUAACCCGGCCUGCAGCUCGUGCCUGCCCAGAGCUGCCUGUCACUACAGUACAUCAGCUGUCCCGAUAUGUGUGAAAUCUGUAGUAUUUAAAAGCUUUUUUUGUAAACUGUACCGGUAUGUCUCUUUGACAUUUUACUCCGGAAGUGUACUUUUGCCCUGGUUUGUUUCCCAAAGAGCACAUAUUCCUGAGUUUUACAGAGCUUUUUCUGUUGUCUUUGAUCAGGGAAUCAUUAAUGAAACAGGGUCUCACUGUUUGCACUUUGAUUUGUUGUACAUAACCUUUGACUUUUGAAUCACUCUCUUCUUUAAAUGGCUUAAGCACAGAUAAUGGUAGUUUCAACUGCACUUUUUAGAACGAUGUUUGAAGUUUACAGUGCAUUUAUUGGUUACACUGUUUAACUACUGAACACUGUGACAUUCGAUUUUACAGUGCUGUGUUGUAGACGUUUUUAUCAAACGUUGCCUGUCUGCUCUUACCAGUGCUUUCGGGAUAUGACCCCAAUUACUCUGGUAUUUGUAUGUAAUGUUGCACAAGCUCCUCUGCUGCUUUGCAGUGAUGUGCAGAGACACCUUAAAUAAACUCAAUACAACACCA